This is a messenger RNA of Suillus subaureus, 456 nucleotides long. RefSeq lists its product as uncharacterized. The record is from RefSeq and is a predicted model, not a curated record. The annotation marks the transcript as partial. Lineage: Eukaryota; Fungi; Basidiomycota; Agaricomycetes; Boletales; Suillaceae. The transcript has a single exon.
UACAAUGAGUCAGCAGCACCAUUCACAGGGGGCCAAGCAGAUAGCCUUUCAUGGUGGAAGAACCUUCCGCUCAAGGCAUUUGCCAUGACAAUUUUAUCUAUUGUUGGGCAUGCAGGCAAAGUUGAAUGGACACUCUCUAAUCUCAGCACCACACAGUCUGCAAGGUGCUGUAAUUUUUCAGUUGAAACAUUUGAAACACUGGGGAAGAUUCAUGCAAACCUUCACUACCACCAAGCUAAAAGAGUGGAGGACAACAGAAAGCCUGCAUGUCAUUGGCAUCUGCAUCUGCACACUCAUGAGGAGGUUGGAAUCAAUGUUGAUGUUGCCCAGGAUCUGGAAGCCAAUUUUGCAUGGGUGCCUCCACUUGCAGCAGAACCACAAGAUGUAGAUGACCUCCUUGCAGGUCCUGAGACCAUAUCAGCUGAUGAAAUCACUGAAGAAUUUGGUGCUCUUGAA